UUGGCUGGGGAGUUUGCGUCAAAAAGUUGCUCUUGCGAUUUGUUCCUCAGCAAAUCUCCCCAAGAGAGGAACGGCUCUCAGCUCGCAGUUUUUCUGCCCGUUUCAUUGGACGAUACACACUUUCCAAAUUCAACCAGGCAACUUCAUCGGGGAAAAGAGAUACACCGACCACGGAUUUCAGGAUAUUCUAGCAUUUUGAUCUGAAUGUGAUUGUAAGGGGAUCGAUUGCUCUCUUUGUGAGUUUGUCCGGUUUAGUCAACACGAUCCGAAAAAGACAACUGAUCCAAAGAAGAAAACCAGUGGAUUACUAGAGACGGCUCUUGAGUUUUUUCACCAUUUUUGUAAAGUUUGUCCUACCGUCGAACUUUAGCAUGAUGUCUUAUCUUAAGCAACCACCUUACACUGUAAAUGGACUGAGCUUAACCACCUCAGGAAUGGACCUACUUCAUCCUUCUGUCGGUUACCCAGCUACACCCCGGAAGCAGCGGCGAGAACGAACCACCUUCACGCGCGCGCAGCUCGACGUCCUGGAAGCUCUGUUUGCCAAGACCCGAUACCCGGAUAUCUUCAUGCGAGAGGAGGUGGCCCUUAAAAUCAACCUGCCCGAGUCCAGAGUACAGGUUUGGUUCAAGAACCGGAGAGCUAAGUGUCGCCAGCAGCAGCAACAGCAGCAGAAUGGUGGUCAAAACAAAGUUAGACCAACCAAGAAAAAGAGCUCCCCGGCCAGAGAGGCAAGCUCAGAGAGUGGAGCGAGUGGUCAGUUCACACCCCCCUCCAGCACCUCAGUCCAGGCCAUUUCCAGCAGCAGUGCACCAGUGUCCAUCUGGAGUCCAGCAUCCAUCUCACCACUUUCAGAUCCUUUGUCUACUUCUUCCUCGUGCAUGCAGAGAUCCUACCCUAUGACAUACACACAGGCUUCAGGAUAUGGCCAAGGCUAUGCCGGAUCUACGCCUUAUUUUGGAGGGAUGGAUUGUGGCUCCUACCUAACUCCCAUGCACCACCAGCUUCCAGGACCAGGGUCUACCUUAAGUCCAAUGAGCACCAAUGCAGUGACCAGUCAUCUCAACCAAUCUCCUGCCUCUCUUUCCGCCCAAGGCUAUGGCGCCUCUAGCCUGGGCUUCAACACUACUACUGAAUGCUUGGAUUACAAGGACCAAGCGACCUCUUGGAAACUGAACUUUAAUGCGGAUUGCUUGGAUUACAAAGAUCAGACCUCAUCAUGGAAAUUCCAGGUUUUGUGAAACAGCAACAAGUAACAUUGUCAUUGAUUUCAAUAAAUUCCUGCCUAGACAAGUGAUCAAACUACACAUUCCCAGUUUGCAAGUUUUUUGGUUUGAGGCACUAUACGUAAACUACGCUAUUUGUGACCCCCACACACACACUUCUCUUUUAUUAAAAGUGAAGGCCUUGCUCCAUGCUUUGUUAAAGCAGUCAGAUUACCCUGUACCGAGAAAAUGUGUCUUCACUCAUAAAGAGGCCCGUUCAGGUGAAUUGGCCUGUGUGUUUAUGUUAGUGGCACCUGUUGGAUAGCUCAACUCUUCGCAGCUUUGAUCAUUGUCAACGUACAAACAAAACUUCAGAAAUACACACUAAGACAAUCCUUGUUUUCAUGUUGGGAAUGGGCAGGGUUCCUCAUUACUUCACCACUUCUCCAUCAAUUGCUUUCAAAGUGAGAGACUUUUUUUAAUUAUUAUUAUUAUUAUAUUAUUAUUAUUAUUAUUAUUGCUAUUAUUAUUAUUAUUAUUAUUAUUAUCAGGGCCGUUUCUGAACUUGUACAAUUGCUGGGCGUCCUAGAUGCACUACUUUAUUUAAAAUGUUUAUAAGGAGUCAAUAUGUAGUUUUUAAGAGACAAUCAGUGUGUGUCUUCUAUCAAUGAUACAUAUGUGUUUUUAUCUGUGCUAGAAUUCAAAACUGUGAACUGUUGUAUUGUAUGCAAUCUGUGAGCUGUACUUUGCACCAGCCGGGAAGUUCUGGUGUAAUUUAUUAGGUUUAUUUUAUUAUUAUUAUUAUUUUUUUUAACAAGAAAUAAAUGGAAAAAACUGCCCAUAUAUCAAAGGGGAUUGGCUUUCGCAGAAGAGUCAAAGUGAAGCAGCACGCAGUACUCAAAUACAGUAUACAACCCACCCGUGUGUUUAUUUCUCGCGAUUAAAUUAGUGUUAUUUAAACUAUGGAUAUUUUCUCAGCCUGAGUAUCAGCUUUAUCCAGACUGAAGAAAACUGGACUAUAGUAAAGGUCAAUUGAUCUGACCAGUGAUUGCAGAGACUAUUUAAUUAAAACUGUUUUGUGUUUGCAGAUGUUAAUAUGAUAUUAAAUAUCCUUAUGCAUAAACGUCACCCUUGAAUUUCGCACGUAUGUAUGACUGCAAUUAAAGUCGCUCUAGCAUCAA
Molecule: messenger RNA, 2386 nt
Organism: Erpetoichthys calabaricus (reedfish)
Lineage: Eukaryota; Metazoa; Chordata; Cladistia; Polypteriformes; Polypteridae
Gene: otx2b
Product: orthodenticle homeobox 2b
Exons: 5
Coding region: 372-1241 (289 amino acids)
Biological process (GO): multicellular organism development; regulation of transcription by RNA polymerase II
Cellular component (GO): nucleus
Molecular function (GO): RNA polymerase II cis-regulatory region sequence-specific DNA binding; DNA-binding transcription factor activity, RNA polymerase II-specific
Source: RefSeq, a predicted model, not a curated record